Messenger RNA from Drosophila navojoa, 4931 nucleotides. RefSeq names its product PR domain zinc finger protein 1 (gene Blimp-1). Gene Ontology annotation, molecular function: RNA polymerase II cis-regulatory region sequence-specific DNA binding; DNA-binding transcription repressor activity, RNA polymerase II-specific; protein binding. Lineage: Eukaryota; Metazoa; Arthropoda; Insecta; Diptera; Drosophilidae. Gene Ontology annotation, biological process: regulation of transcription by RNA polymerase II; cell fate commitment. The record is from RefSeq and is a predicted model, not a curated record. Gene Ontology annotation, cellular component: cytoplasm; nucleus.
CGCCCCUCUCCCACACUCUAGCUGUUGCCAUACAUUUCCGCAUAGUUGCAUUUGUGAGCGCAAUUUGUAAUUUUGCGAGCGAGCCCGAGAAUCCAACGGGAAGACACACAAAUUUGCUGAUGUCGCUGCCGUGAGCUGGUUGCCUCAGUCAGUGCAAUCGGGUAUGCGGUGCGGUCGGUCGGUUGUUCUCGCCGACGGUGUUAUUUGGUUAGUUUUAUUUUUUUGCCGCCGGUACGCAAAACUUUGGCAAUGCAAUCUGUAACAGUUGUUGAAUAUAUCUGAAAGCAAAAUAAUAUAAUUAAAUGCGGAUGACAAACAGAAAUCGCUGCAAAUAUGCUGGUAGGCAGCAAUGAAAGUGUUCGGCUGGGCAACGCGGCGUAUGCGUAAUAUAUCGAGCACGAAAACCAGCAACGAAACAGAAAGUGAUGCGUAAUUUGCCAGCACGAAAAGUCAAAAUCAAAAAUCAAAAUUAAAUAAAAUAAAAAGCAAUACGAAAUUUCAAAUUAUUCUGUGUGUGCGAACGAGAGAGAGAGAGAGAGAGAGAGGAGCAACAGUAAAAAAAGUUAUAUAAAGAAUUCGAGCGGCUCAAUUAACAGGAAUAUAUUAAUUAACAUUCUGUAUGUAUAUAUGUACAUAUAUUGAGAGCAAAGUAGCUGUCAUUAAUGAGCGACGAUAAGCAAAACAAAACGAAAGUACAAACAAGAAGUUGGCCAAAAAUAAAACCCAACAGCCUCACAUCAAGUGAAACUUUAAAUACAACAACAGCUAGCAGCCUAAGCACUACAACAACACAAAAGCGCACUUAAGCCUAGCAUUAAGAAGCAUUCUACAACCACAAUUAGCUGUAUAUUCAAAAUGCAUGGACAUAAUCAUCACCAGCCACAGCAACAGCAGCAGCCGCAGCAGCAACAACAGCAGCCGCAGGUGCCGCAGCAGCAGCUGCCACAAAUGUCUGCCACAAUGAAGCUGGCGCCACAUCCACAUCCACAGCAGCAGCAGCAGCCGCAGCAGCAACAAACACACAUAGCCAUACAGCAACAGCAUCCACAACAUCCACAGCAUCCACAACAUGCACAGCAUCAUCCGCAUCAUCACGCCAAGCUGCUGCGACGCUCGCGCAGUCGCAGCCGCAGCCCCACGCCGGACGGCACGCAGGACUAUGAUGUGACGCGCAUGCGCGAGGAGGACUUUGAGCGUCUGGCCGUCUAUCUGGUGCCCGAUGUGCAGGCGGAGCGCGGGCUGCCCAACCGAGCGGACAAGACGCUGCCGCGCAGCCUGACGCUCAAGUCCUCCAUGGUCUACUCAACGCCAAAUGUCAAGACUGAAGGAGUUUGGAGCAGCGGCGUCAUACCGCGUGGCACACGCUUUGGCCCUUUCGAAGGCAUUCCAACCUCCAACUAUCCGAACGAUAAGAACAAGGCGCGCUAUUUCUGGCGGGUGCAGGGAACACGCCACAUAACCUACGGGAAUAUUAAGAUCUUCAAGGAUGAUGAUUAUUAUUAUCUGGAUGGCUCGGACCGUUCGCAGUCGAACUGGAUGCGAUAUGUGGCCUCGGCCUACAGCUUGUCGGUGAUGAACCUGGUCGCGUGCCAGCAUCAGGAGAACAUCUAUUUCUAUACCACCCGCGACAUACUGCCCAACGAGGAGCUGAUGGUGUGGUACUGCAAGGACUUUGCCAGCCGCCUGGGCUACGAUGUGGACCCGGAGCGCACCAUAUUCGGCGCAUGCAAGCAGGACGUCGAUGUCGAGGAGGAGGAGGACGACGAGCUGCCGCACAAGAAGCCCCACUACGCCAUGGCCGCGCCCGAAAUACCCGCCGAGGUGGCUGUCAGCCACAUCACCUAUGUGAUGGGUCUGCAUUUGCCGGGCGCGCCAGCGCCGGCGCCAGCUCCAGCAGCAGUCGCCGCCUCGCCCGCCGCCGCCCAGUGCUGUCGUCGUGGCAGUCCGCCGGCCCAUGUCAGCACCACCACCGCCACCACCACCAGCAACAACAACAACAACAGCAGCAACAGCAGCCACAACGGUGCACUGCAUCCGCACAUACAGCACAGCCGGCACGCGUCCGUCAUCAUUGGCCAGGAUCGCUCGCCGCUGAACAGCAGCUGCGACAAGGAGGCCAUGGGAUCUCCGCUGUGCGUCAAGGACGCUCACUACGAGCACCAGUUGACGCCGCAGGAUGGCAGCGUGCGCUCGGUGCGCUCCGAUGAGGGCUACCACAGCAACGAGUGCCAGGAGGAUGGCCUGACGCCGCCGGAGGACUCCAGCGACAGCGAAAGCGAGCACAACUAUGUGCUGGACUGCUCCAAGAAGGCCAUUGCGCCCAAGGAGACGGUGAUUGCGCAGGCGCAGAAGCCCAGCAGUGCGACGCCGCCGGCCACCACGCCCACCGCCGUCACGCCCAGCUGUGAGGCGGACAAGAACGAGUACCGCAAGUUCAAGGUGAAGAUGCCGCUCAAGUACGAGUUCAAGAACAAGAGCUGCGUCAAAACGGAGCCGCUGAAGGAUGUGGAUGAGCAUCUGCCGUUGGCUGGCGUCAGCCUGGAGGAGGAGGAGCUGCACGAGCUGCACGCAGUGGCGGCAGUGCAUUCCGAGGACUCGCUCUGCCCGCCCAGCACGACGACAACCCUGGGCGAGGAGCAGCACCUGCAGCACCUGGAGCCAACCAACACCCAGCCCGCCUCCUCGACGGUCAUUGUGCUGGAGCACAACUCCGGCGGCCAGGCGCGCACCAUUGUGCCGCUGAGCAAGCCGUACUACGAGGCCGAUCCGCCCGGGGAGCGCUAUGUGCGCUUCACGCAGCCCAGCUCCAGCAUACUGGAGACCAUUCUGACCAGCCAGCAUCGCCUGGAGGCGGCUGCCGCGGCAGCGAACGCCUGCCGGCAGGCGAAUGCAGCCACGCCGCCGCCCACAUCGCCCACGGAGAUGGCCUACAGCUACAAGAAGUCGCAGCGCUACGGCAACGCGGUGAGUCCCGAUUCCAGCUCGAAUCUGGGCCAGCCCCAGGAGCUGGCCGGCGGCCAUGCUGUGAGCGAGCAGGAGCUGGUCCUGAGCCGUGGCACCCUGAUCAAGGGCGAGUGCUCGCCGCCGCCUGCCGCCUCGCAUCUGCACCACAAUGUCAUCUACUCGCCCUCGAGGUCCCAUCACGCCGCCUACGAGCCGGGCAGCCACUCGCCCAACUAUGCGGGCUACGCGGCCUAUCCGGGCGCGCAGUCGCUGCAUGCGGCCACCUCCACGUUCCACUCGCCGCCGCACAGCUCGCACUCGCCCUUCGAUCGCCAGUCGAAUGCGUCCAGUGGCGGCGGCUCCGCCUCCAACUUGCAUCUGCUGCAGAGCAGCACCCAGAUGCUGAACCAUCCGCUGAUGCAGCCGCUGACGCCACUUCAGCGCCUCUCCCCACUGCGCAUCUCGCCGCCCAGCAGCCUCAGCCCCGACGGCAACUCGUGUCCGCGCAGCGGCAGCCCGCUGAGUCCCAAUUCGUUGGCCUCGCGCGGCUAUCGCUCGCUGCCGUAUCCGCUGAAGAAGAAGGACGGGAAGAUGCACUACGAGUGCAAUGUCUGCUGCAAGACCUUCGGCCAGCUGAGCAAUCUCAAGGUGCAUCUGCGCACCCACUCGGGCGAGCGGCCCUUCAAGUGCAACGUCUGCACGAAGAGCUUCACCCAGCUGGCGCACCUGCAGAAGCACCACCUGGUGCACACGGGCGAGAAGCCGCACCAGUGCGACAUCUGCAAGAAGCGCUUCUCGAGCACAUCCAAUCUGAAGACGCAUCUGCGCCUGCACAGCGGCCAGAAGCCCUACGCCUGCGAUCUCUGCCCGCAGAAGUUCACGCAGUUCGUCCACCUGAAGCUGCACAAGCGCCUGCACACCAACGAUCGGCCGUAUGUGUGCCAGGGCUGUGAUAAGAAGUACAUCAGCGCCUCCGGGCUGCGCACGCACUGGAAGACCACCAGCUGCAAGCCCAACAAUCUGGAGGAGGAGCUGGCCAUGGCGGCGGCAGCCACAUCCGAGUGUCUGGACAAGGACUUGCCCGAGCCGGACUCGCGGGAGGCCUACGAGCAGCUGCAGCAGCACAUGCAUCCGGUGCAUCCGAGCCUGCGCCACUUGACUGGCGCCCAGUCGCCGCCGCGUCUCAUUCCAUUGGGCAGCAACGGACAGCCGCACAUGCACAUGCAGCAGCUGCAGGGACACCAGCCCCAUCAGCCGAGCAAUGCGCCGCCGGGUCACCUAAUGCUGCCGCAGCACUCGCCGCACAGCGGGCCGCCCAUGCUGCUGACCACGGCCAAUCAGCUGCCGCCGCCCACAGCGCCCCACCACAUGCAGCAGCAGCAGCCGCCGCAGGCCUCACCCAACCGACAGCCGCCCACUCAUCAGCAGCAGCAGCAACAGCAACAACAGCAGCAGCAGCAGCAACAUCUGGGAGCAGCGCAUCAUCUGGCGCAGCACUCGCCCAAGUCGCUGAAGCCGCUGCCCGACUCGGGCUAUCUGCAUGGAGCGCAUGUUCAGACGCAGGAGAACCGGCCCUCGGUCAUCGAGUCCUCCAGCCAGCCGAUGAUCAUCAAGUGCACGUAGAGGCAGAGAGGGCAAAAAAAAAAACACAAACAAAAACUGUAAAUUAAAGUGCAAUAUAAAACAACAAACAACAAGUAGAAGUUAAGAUCAAGAGAGAAACAAACCCGAACCGAAGUGGACAGACGUUACCUAACAGCAGCACAAGCAUACAUAACGGUAUUAUUAUUAGAUUGUACAUAGGCAGGCGGGCCCAAAUAACAACAACACAAGAAAACACACACACACACACACACACAUGCAAACAAAAACUCACUCAAAAUUUAAAACUCAUUUCGCGCUAUGAAAUAAAAGAAGAUCUCAACAAUUGGCAGUAAGCAGAAAAUCUAAUAGAACACUGCAUAUUAUUUUUGAUAAAUAUUUUAUAU